AUGGGCCAGCUGCUUGUGAGGCCUCAUGGCCCUGCUGAAGCCAGCGAUGUCGCAGAUUGUUUAGAUCAUGUGAAUCGAAUGGCGAACAAAGUGAUCAAGAACGACAUCGUCGUCACGCUGGACUGCUCUGACUUGGUGUGGCCGUCGAUCUGGUCCUGCCGUAGCUUCUUACCCGUGAUCCAAGAGCGUCUGCCCUCGCGGGAGUUGCGGGAAAGAACCCAAGCCUUUGCCAUCGUGCAACGCGAUUCCUUUUGGAUGCGUUCUGUGGUCUUCCCGCCACGUAAACGACACUGCAGAGGCAUCCGCACGGCUGGCCGCGCGUUUCAGUCCGGCAUGAGGGGAUCUCCAUCGAUCUCCAUCGAUCCAGCGUUGAUGAACUUGGGUCCCCUGAAUUCAUGGGCAGAAUUUCGCUGCAUGUGGCGACACAAAUCGGUUGUGGCCGGAUUUUGUGGUGGUGGCCUUGCCCCUGAGACUUCCACAGCUGUUCCGGAGCCGGAAGUACCGAGAGCCAGAUCUCUGACUCCGAGAGCCAGGCGGAAUGACGCAUCUCCGGGUGGGAGAGGGCAAGGUGACACCGAUCAAAGACGUGCCCCAGCGGCAUGUCCCAGAGCAUUCAAGAUGAUCAGCUUCAAGACGCCCUGUGCGUGCGAAGCUUGCGAUCCUUUCCAAGAGGUGACUGGAAGGCGGCUGCCUACUGCCUUGCCCACCUUCGGGAGGUCAGAGUCAUCCAAGACUCUUCCGACCUUUGGCAGGUCCGCCUCCGCCUCUUCCUUACAACGCAGUGGGAGUGCACGGUCGCUGUCACCGCGUCGGCCACGGGAAGAUGCAGUCGGGUGCCCCCAGGAGGUCCGGGAGCCCGUGGCCUGCGACUGGAAGAGCCUCUACAGCUUGGUAGGAAGUCUGGGGCUCCUCCAAAGCCAGGUAUUGCGCAAACUGAGAGACGAUCAGGAGGAACAACUCCUCCUACAAGGGUCCUCACAAACAACUGCAUCUUCACCACUCAGUGUGAACAGCGGUUGUGGCUAUCAAACAAAGAAAGAUGAGAAAGAGAUGCUGGAGCAAAAGGAAGCUCCAUCACCUCGAGGCGCACGGCAACGCAGUGCUCCGCGGGAGCGCAGCGCCCCAGCGUCCGCGCGGGCAAGCAGAGCGGCUGUGAAGGUGGCGCCGGAGACGAGCCCCGCGAACUCCGAAGCGAAGAAAUCGGUGAGGCCCAAAAGCGCAGCUCCAAAAAGCCGCGAGCCUGUGCCAUCCCAGGCUCCAAAGGCCAAAGCCAAGGCGAAAGGAAAGAGCAAGGCCAAGGCGAAGGCCAAGGCGAAGCCGUCCGAGGACAACGAGGAGCCCGUGGAGUCUCCCACAGCCAAGUUGGCGCACCAGAUCAUGUGGAGCCCGGAAGGUGAUGAGAUCCCACUCCAGAGUUGCCAAAAGGUGGAGGAGCUUCUCCAACAUCUCCACAGUGUGGCGAAUCCCUUGUGUCAACACUUUCGCCUCAGGUACGAUUUUCUGCUUGAGCAACACUGCCAGGAAAGGAAGGCGGGUGUAGCCCGGCGCGCACCGAAGGUGGUGAACGGCGAGGAACGCUACCUGACAACUGUGCGCCUGCGCCUGCGAAAGCAUCCGGUCAAGGGCGAUCCGCAGAAGGAAUUCAUCGGAAGAGGUGCCAUGAUGGCAGUGCUGCUGCACGAACUCGCACACCUGCGCUAUAUGAAUCAUGGACAGGAGUUCAUGCUCUUGCUGAGAGAAAUCUUCGCAGAGGCGAAAAAACGUGAGAUCUUUGACCCGGAGCUGGUGAACGAACUGCCUUCCUGUCGACCUUGGGAAAAUCUCAUCUACCAGACAGGCGGUGAUAUCGAUGUUGAGAGUUUGAUGAAGGUAUUCGAACCUGACUCCAGCAGCUGUGCCACACCAAGGAACGCAAGCCCUGUUCGAGCACGGCCAACCAAGGUCGGACAGGUCGAGGCCGAAACGGCCGAAACGGCGUCCACGAAGGCGAUGGAGAAAGGUCGUCUCCCACCACCACCGCAGUUCGGCGAGCCUCGUUCUUCGGGUGCUUCUACCGCAACACCCAGUGGAAGAGACUCGCUGAAUACGAUGCCUUCACUGCCUUCACGGUCACCUGAACCCACUGAGGUAAAGGAGGCGGAAAUUCUGGCCGAGACGGUUACGGAUUUGGACGAAAGUCCUUCAAAGGCACUGGGCUUCGGGGAUGCGGGGAUGUUUGGGGAAAAGCCGCAUGCUGCGGCCGAAGAAGACCUGAGCUAUGGUCCUUCAGUUGGAAAGGCAUGGCAUGCACAGGUGAUAUCUUUGCCAGCCUUUCAGGCACAAGUACCGCCCAGAUUGGGCCCCGCAGUUCCUGCAAAAGUUCGUCCGUUGCCACUGUACUGUCGUACAGUGGUAGGCGGAGCCAUGGAAGUGGCGCUAGCUGAACCACAGCACUUUGGGGGACGUGAACCUCCACCGCCCAGUUGGGAUGGAUCAGACCCUUCGGCACUUUUGCCGAUGUACGAGAAGAACGUGAUGCUUUGGCAGUUUGAGACAGAAUGUGAAGAGCGCAAGCGAGGGGUUCGACUGCUUCGUAGCCUUUCGGGGAUAGCCAGGUCUGUCGCCGAUAGCAUGAGUUUCGAAGAAAUUGCAUGCACAAGCGGAGUUGAGAACUUGUUGAAAACUCUGAGGUCUCAUUUUGAGCCACACUUAGAGUUGAGUUUGCCAAGGGCUUUUGAAAAGGCAGUUUAUGGAGCUCCACGCAGUAGCAAGGAAAGCAUCCAAGAAUACCUGAUCAGAGUUGAAAGGGCGUUCGUGGUGCUGGCCAAAGAAGGGUUGAAUUUGGACGAGGCGGCAAAGGGCUAUGUGGCAUAUCGACAUGCCUCACUCACAGAGGCUCAGGAUUUGCAGUUUAGCACUUGGAACAAAGGGCAGUUUGACUGGAAGACAGUCACCUCAUGCUUACGCCGACUUGAGAAGGUCGUCCCCAAGAAAUCUUCCGGAGCAUUUGUGCAGAUGGAAGGAGACGAUGAUGCAGACCCUUCGCCGCUUGCCGAGACCUUUGUCCAAGAGAAUGAGGACGCUUCUGAGGAUGACCAGUACAUCUUGGUGGAGGAGGGCGAUCUGAAUAGAAUCUAUGAAGAAGAAGAAGCUCAGUUAGCGCUUGCGACAUACCAGGAAGUGCGCAAGGCGCUGGGCGCCCAGCAAAAGGGAAGGCAGUACUAUGGCGGUGGACGCAGUGGAACUCGGGGCCCAUCUGGAAAGGGCAAAGGGCGAGGUCGACAACGCAUGGCAGCAGCAGCAGCAGCAUUGAAGUCGGCAGGAACUUCAACGGCUAGUUCAAAGGGUGGAAGCAGCGUUGCACCAAGUCAGAGCUGGUAUGUGGAGAGUGAAGACACUGAAGUGAGUAGCCCAAUAGAUGCUUCGAAUAGCGUAGAGGUUUUUGAUUUUGUAGAUUGCCCAAAAUCAAGUGAUGGUCAAACAACGGCCUACUUCGUGGGCCUAACUACCAGCCCAGCACUUGCGGUGGUGGACACCGCGGCACAAGAUGGCCUGAUCGGCCUUGGAGCAUUAGAGAGGUUGAAAAUGCAGCUGUCCGAGCAGGGUCUUCAAGUUGCAUGGACAAACAAACAAGCACGUGCACAUGGAGUUGGGGGUGCAGCAAAAGUCAUUGGAAUAGCAGCGAUUCCUUUGGGCAUUGGAGGAGUUUCAGGUAUAUUAGAGGCAACAGUUGUAGAAGGUGAAGUUCCUUUGCUUUUGCCGGUUCGCAUGUUGAAAGACCUUGGAGCAAUCAUCGAUUUGACGUCGUUGUGCAUUCAUUUUCAGAAGUUGCAAAGAACUUUGCCUUUGACCGUUUUGCCGAGUGGACAUGUGGCCAUGCAAGUGUUGGAAUUUGGUGAGCAAGGUUUUCAGUUUUCAGCAGUGGGGAACUCGCCUUUCAGUGAGAGCGACUUCCGAAAACCAUGUGGCCCAAGCACGGAGGCCCAACGUCGGCCUUUCCAGCGGUCAGCUAUGGAUCCUUUGGCUGCGCUUCGACGCCGCCUGACGCGUGCACCUUCGGGCGCCGCAGCGGCCGAUGCACCAAUGGCUCCUGGCAUCCCUCACAAUUCGAAGAGAGCUCUGAAGCAUUGGCGCCAACUUUUGGACAAAGCAGUGCAACUCCAACAGCUAGUUGGAUUAGAGGAGUUGGUGCGCUCGUGGCUUCCACAGGCCUCAGAGAUCGGAGGGUUGUCUCCGAUGUCUUCAGAGCAGCUCGCCGAGCACAUCAAGCAUGCAGACAAAAUGACCCCAUUGAAACCAAAGGUAGCACCAGCGAAGAAAGCCGAGGAAUGCGUUCACACGGCAGAGAGGUUGACAAAUGGGGCAAAUCAGUUUGCAGCAUGGGUGGUGUGCAUGGAUUGCCACAGCAGGUGGAAGAUCCCAAUGAUCCCAAAGGCUGCAAAGCAGGUGAAAAAGGAGAAAGUCAAGAAAGAGAAGAGCGCGAGCCCAGUUCGCGAGGUGAGAGGGCCUGCGAACAAUCAGGAGAUGGCUGCACUCAAGGAGGAGUGCGAGAGGCUGAGAGGAAUGGAGCAGAUGUCCUGCAGAAUGCGGAAGGAACACCAGGAGGAGCACAGCCUUUUGGUCGAAGAGUUGAAGACGCACAUGAAAGCAGAGCAGAAGACUCAAAGAAUGGAGAUACAGAGCCUGCGAGAAGCCCUGGAAAUUCGAGAAGUGAUGAUGACCGAGUACGCCAGUAUGGCGUUGGGGUCUCAAUACAAGCAAGAGACGAAGGGCUAUCACGACAGCGAGAUGUAUACGUAUGCCAAGAACCAGCUGGACAAUCAGAGGGAGAUAGCACAGCUGGAAGCGCUUCAACAGGAGAUCAGCAGGGCAAAUCAGAGCACAGCAGCCGGAGUUCCAGUCCCAGCAGAGGUGGAAUGGGACGUCUCGAUGGCGGAGACAGAUUUGACAGCAGGAGCCAGAGCUCGGGUGAAGAAGACCGAGCAGAAGGCGACAUGGGUUCGAUUGAGCCGAAGUGGAGGUGUGAAGACAGAGGUAGAGAGGCUACAAGGAGCGGCAUUUUUCCAGGUUCAACAAGUGCUGUUAGAGUUUGAAGAAGGUGUGUAUGAGGCUGAGGUUGGAGAGCUUCAGUCAGAGGAUGAAAGCUGCCUUGUGAAGCUGUCGCGAUCUGCAAGAGGAUGGUUAGAGGAGGUUUGUGAAGACGUUGAGGAGACGUCUUUACCGAAAAAGGUCAAGACCAAGUUGAGAGCGGCAGAAAAGGAGAUGAAGGAAAAUCAUGCAUGGCAGGUAGAUGUCAGUGAGGUCUUCAGCCCUCCAAGGGUCACCAAAGAGGCAAGACGGCAAAAGAUGCGUGCAGGACACGCCAUAGACUUGCAGACAGGGUAUGACCUUAGAACAGAGAAAGAUUUGAAGAGAAUGUGGCGUGCGUUGGAAGAGGAUGAUCCUGAGCUCACAGUUUGUAGUCCACCAUGCGGUCCUUUUUGUCAGAUUCAAUCCUUGAAUUUUCCCAGGAUGCCAACCGAGAAAGUCAUGAGGAUUGUUGGAGAGGGCCUGCAACACUUGCGCACGGCAGCUCAAGUGUGUAAGCGGCAAUACAAGAGAGGCAAGAUUUUCGUUUUGGAGCACCCAAGAGGCUCUAAGGCAUGGGUUGAAGAGGAGAUUGAAGAGCUGAAGUGGUUGCCAGGAGUUUUUGUUUGCCGUUUUGAUAUGUGCCAAUUUGGCAUGAGAGUGGGACAAGAUCUCAACAAGAAACCAACGACAGUCAUCACGAACUCAGCAGAGGUGGCCAAGGAGCUCAGCAGAGUGUGUUCAGGAGGACACGUCCACGAGAGCCUCAUGGGAGGCAAAGCAGCCAAGGCGGCUGAGUAUCCGCCUGCCUUGUGUAGGGCAAUGUUGAGAGGGUUGCGAAGGCAUUUGAGGAAGCAGAAUGUGGUGGAGAAACCAGAGGUUCAAGAGCUUGUAGUUUUGGCAUCAGAAGACAAAGGAGAGGAUGCGUCAUCCUCUUCUUCAGAAUCCUCAACCAAUUCGUCAUCCUCAGACGAAUCUUCUUCUGAGAGCCAACCAGCAAGACCUCAAGGGAGGCGAAGACUGCAGCCUCUUCCAGCUGAAGCUGCAGUAACCCCGGAGGAUCAAGCCAAGCUGAGACGCAUGCAUGUCAACUUGGGACACCCGUCGAAGCCAAGCUUUUUGAGGUUUUUGAGAGCAGGAAGAGUUCGUGAAGAGCUAGUGAGAUGGGUUGCAAAAGAGUUUUCCUGCAGCACCUGUGCAAGCACCACACUUCCGAAAGCGCCUCGACCAGCCAUCAUUCCGAGGUGCUACACUCCCAGCGUGGCCUUGGGCUUGGAUGUCUUCUUCAUACCAGAUGAGCUCAAUAGGCAAACCAUUCCGGUGUUGAAUCUGCUGGAUUUGGGUACAAAUUACCAGAUGGUAGAGAUUCUGAGUUCCAAGGAGCCAAUGCAUAUUUGGAAGACGCUGUGGAGAGUUUGGGGAAGAACAUUUGGGCUUCCUCAGUAUAUCACUGUGGAUGAGGGCAGAGAAUUUAGAGGAGGCUUUUCCCGAGUUUGUGCAGAAGCAGGGAUCAUAGUCUUCAGUGCGGCAGCCAGAGCACCGUGGCAGCAAGGAAAGGUUGAGCGUCAUGGUGGUUUGAUGAAGACUAUGAUUGAGAAGGCGAGGGAAGAGACCCCGCCGACAAACAGAGAAGAUUUGGAGCAGCUUCUCCAUGCAUGUGAGGCGGCGAAAAACAGGUUUUCGAACCGGUCUGGUUACAGCCCGACCCAGCGUCAGAUUGGGCAGUGGCCAAGGAUGCCAAGCAGCCUUUUGAGCGACGAGGCGAUUGACCCUGCGCUUCAAUCACAGGGCAGCAUGGAUGAGUUUGAAAAGAUGAUGGAGAUGAGGAGGAUUGCACAGGAUGCCUUCAUGAAACUUGCAUGCAAGGAGGCGGCAGCGAGAGCGCUGCAAGCUCGCCCCAGGGUCAUGCCAACUUACAAAGCAGGAGAUUUGGUUUAUGUUUACAGAACAUUGAGGAGGCAAAAGGCAUUGAGGCAUGAGAUCGGCCCUCGAGUCGGGCAUUUCAGGGCGAAGUGGGUUGGCCCUGGCAAAGUGCUUGCAACAGAGGGUUCAGUGGUCUGGGUCAACAUGUUGGGAGAGUUGUGGAGAGUCGCGGCAGAGCAGAUGCGACUUGCUACGACCGAAGAAAAGCUUGGGGCGGAAAUCAUUUCAGAGGAGUGUGAAGAGAUGCAGGAGAGGUUGAAGCGCAAUUCACACCGAGCUGGAUAUCGAGACAUCACAGGUCAGCCGCGACCGCCUGAUGUAGAACAGACAGCAGAAGCGUCAGAAGAACAGGCUGGACAGGUACAAGCCUUGGAACAACCAAGUCCAGUCAGUGCAGAAGGCCUUCGGAGAGGACAACCACGACAGCGCAUCCAGAUCAACAUCGAUGAUGCCCCGGUCCAACGACCUAGAGCUGAAAAUGCCCAGUUGCUUAGGCGAGUGUCUAUCGCGACGGAAGCAGAGCCCGAGGGUGAAGUCGGCUCAACGGCCGAAUCAGCAGAUCCCCAGCGAGAGGAGACUGAAGAACCAGGAGGUCCAGCGAUAGAAGACAGUUUUGAGGAUCAGCUGGAUCGAGAAGUGGAGGAGUCUGCCGUCAAUGCGGCGGCACACAAUCAACGUCUUGAUGGAGUGCCCACCAGAGAUUAUGCAGCGUUGAGGAGAUCAGUGAGAGGUCAGUGGGGUCGAAACACGGCAGACCCAUACUUUGCAGAAUUCUUUUUCCUGGAAGAGCAUGAGAAAGAAGGACAAGAGGAGAAGCCACAAAGGGACUAUUGGGUGUUUGACCAGCACAGGGAAGUUCUCCAACGACACCAUGUUGCUUGGAGGAAAGCGCUGUUCAAUCCAUUGCAAGCAGAAGGAAGCCCAGUCCCUCUUCGGGCACUCGGCAAAGGCCGAAAGACAUUCAGAAAGUUGUCAGACGGCACACAGGAGGAGUUGAAAGAUGAGUGGUCCUUGUUCACAGCCAAAGAGGAGCGAUUGUCAUGGUGGAGAGGAGUGACAGAGUUUUCAGUAGAUGGACACUUUUUGGCGGCAAAACAAGGAGAUAGCCAGAAGAAGAAACGAGGAGAAGGUGAGGUGUUUCCUCACGAGAUCUCUCCGGAGGAGUGGCCAGCGUGGAGAGUCCAGGAUCAAGAAGAAUUUAGCAAAAUAGUGGAGAGUGGAGCUUUGCGUGUUUUGAGCGUGGAAGAAUCCAGAAGAGUGAGAAAGGAGCUGGAAGCCGCUGGGAAGUUAAAUAGGAUUAUUCCUAGCCGUAUGGUGAGGAGGUACAAACCUGGGGAAGGACCAGGUGCCCCGAGGACGCUGAAGAGCAGAUUCUGUCUCAGGGGCGACAAAGACCCAGACAUUUUGUCAUUGUCACGUUUUUCUCCGACAGUGACAACCUCAAAUUUGCAGGUGAUUUUUCAGGUGGCUGCCAACAAAAGGUUUAGAGGAGUUGUGGGCGAUCUCAAAGCAGCGUUUACUCAGAGCAAGCCUUUGCUGAGGAGUGAAGGGCCGCUGUAUUGUAGGUCGAGUCAUGGGAGCAUGCCAGGUCUUCAUGAGGAGCAGUUAGCAGAAGUAGUUUUGGGAUGCUAUGGUUUGGUCGACGCGCCUCUCAACUGGCGUCAGACGCUGACGGAGUUUGUCCAGAAGGAGCUGGGCUAUCGUCAGUCAAGCCUUGACCCAUGCACCUACCUCUACUUUGAUGUAGACCCAAGUUCAGCCUCCAAAGAAGCAUCACUGCAAGGGGUCAUCUCGAUUGAGGUGGAUGACUUGUUGAUGUUUGGGGGAAAAUUGCACGAGAAGAAGAUGCAGCAGUUACAGCAACGUUUCAAGUUUGGCAAGUUGAAGGAGAUCAACGCACAGGGCGUUGACUUCAAUGGAAGAAGGUUGCGACAAGAAGGAGAAACGUUUUUGAUAGACAUGCAGGCAUUUGUGGAGGAGCGUUUGCAGGUGAUCAAGAUGUCAGCAGCAAGAAAGAAGGAGAGAAAAGCAGACAUCACGGAAGAGGAAAGGUCACAAGUUCGCAGCGUAUGCGGCGCAUUGAACUGGGCAGGAAGAGAAGGACGUCCAGAUGCUGCAGCUGCAGCUUCAAUGUUUAGCAGCCUGAUGUCGUCAAUGAAGGUGGAGGAUGUGAUAGACCUCAACCGGGUGGUGGAGCAGCUCAAAGCCGAUUCAAAGCUGGCUUUGCGCAUACAACCAAUAGAGGAGAGCAGAAUGCGUUGGGGUGUGAUCUCAGAUGCGUCUUGGGCAAAUGCCAAGAAUGGUAAGACGCAGGCAGGUCAUAUGCUCAUCACCUUUGACAAGGCAUUGCUGGAGGGAGCCAAAGCAGUGACAAAUGUUUUGCAUUGGAGAAGUGGCAAACUACAGCGGACAGUUAACAGCACACUUGCAGCAGAAACCCAAUCCUUAGCCAGAGGGGUUGGAGAUCUCCUUUGGAUGAUGAUUGUCUACAUGGAGCUAGUGAAGCCUGAAUUUCAUGUACGAGAGUGGAGGAAGUACAUUGGGAGGUUGGGCUACAAUGCAUUCACCAAGGUGGUGGAGACCCAAGAGUUGGAAGAUGCGCUGGCUCUGGUAGACGCAAAAUCGUUGUACGAUGUGCUGGCUCAUGAAACAACUGGAGGUUCAGACAAGAGAAAUGCGCUGGAUGUUCAGGUGUUAAGAGAAGAACUGUCAGAGAUGCGAGGUCAAAUAAGGUGGGUAGAACACCUUGAGAUGCCUGCGGACUGUUUGACAAAAAGGCAUGGAAAAGUCACAACCUUGAAAAAGCUAUUGAAUGAAGGCGUCUUCGGCAUCACAGAAGAGACGGGCAACGAAAAACAUCGAUGCAUCGAGGUGAAUGUCACAGUAGAUGGACUUGGUUGCUACGCAUGCGAGCCCCGACGACCACCUGCGUGCACCGAGGCCCAUGACCAAUGCACACCGGAGGCUUGUGAAUGUGGCAACUCCCGGACCCACAUCAAACACUCUGCGACCACUGUAGAUGGAAGCCCUUGCUUCUACUGUGAAGCCAUUAGCGGAGUGGGCCUGGGAAGGCCGGAACUUUUGAUGUUCACCGGCAUCCUGCUACUCGUCAUUUGGCACUUUGGCAGGAAGCCAACCCGGGGCAGCUUGAGACUUUCGCGGCGGCAGGGCGACCGAAAUCGUGCCAUUCGAGUUCAGCAGGAGCCGUUGAGGUUCUAUGAGGAGGUCCUAUUGACCAUCGGAGACGUGUUUGACUUCCUCGUGGAUGGUGUCUGUGAGCUGCUGGGUAUGGCAUGGAAGGUCUUGAAAAUGACGGAGUUUAUCACUUGGGUGCCACAACUUCUGGAGUCCUUGCUUGGCAAGAAGGAACUGUCUGUGGAGGAACUCGCAGCGAAAUGCGGACCGGAGGCUGCAACAAAUGUUGGCGCAAAGGCUCCAAAGGCCGAAAACAGCACGCGGCGCCGCGAGUCUCGAGAGGUCACUCGGGAAGCGCGAGGCAGUUCCAAAACAACUUCGCAAGAGACUGUCAAGGUCACCAAAGAGAGCCAGGUUGGCUCCAACCACAAAGCCAAAAUGACUUCGGAGAUCAAGGUCGCGAGCGAGAAUCGGGUCAAUGGUCCCAAUGGUUCCAAUGGUCACAAAGGCAAACCGACUCCGCAAGAGGCUGUCAAGGUCACGAGCGAGAGCCGGGUCAAUAGCUCUGGCCCGAAUGGCCCGAAUGGCCCGAAAGCCAAAGCGACUCCACCAGAGGCCGUCAAGGUCCCGAGUGAGAGCCGGAUCAAUAGCUCCAAUGGCAAAGCCAAAGCGACUCCACCAGAGGCCGUCAAGGCCGGCCGCCAAGGCCCCCAAGGCCCCCAAGGCGCCCAAGGCCCCGCCCACUGCCUCGAAGCUAAAACUGCUUCGCAGGGGGUGAAGGUCCAAAAGGCUAGCGAAGUGGGCACGCAGAAGUCUGAAGGGAAUGAGGUGACACAGAAGCCAGACGUUCCUUCAAGCCCAGAGAUGCUGGAGCCUUCUCCAAUGUAUAAAGCUGCGCUGGCGGUGAUGAAGGCCAAUGCUGAAGCUGCAGCGAAAUCGGCGGAGUCUUCGUCACCCGUGGAGGAUCUCGAGGGGUCCACCGAUGGCAGUGUUCCACCUGCCGUGGAUGUGGUGGAUGAUGAGACGGCACAUACUGAGAGCGAGGACUGCGACAUGGGUUGCAGGCCCAACACGGCAGCUGCAGCUCAAGCCAUUUUGGCUGCGGCAUCCGAUAAACGAGCAGCUGCCCUGCAGUUACUGGAUGCCGCAGCUAUGCCCACCAUCGAAGUCCGCACCUUCUUGGCCGAUCCGGACGAGAUUUCACAGGCGCCGGUGAUGCGACGAACGGUGAGCGACAGCGAUGUGGUCUUCUAUGGUUGAAUUGGUUAAGAGCUCCCGGAGAAGUGACAGCUUUGAUGGAGAUCGGUGUCACCUGAAGCAUCAGCUGUUGGAUUUUCGUCAGAAAGGGAAAAUCUACAGGAAGCCCC
Molecule: messenger RNA, 11471 nt
Organism: Cladocopium goreaui
Lineage: Eukaryota; Dinophyceae; Suessiales; Symbiodiniaceae
Source: the annotation of a GenBank genome assembly